AUGCAUAGUGAUGGCAAGGUAAACUGACUACGAUGAAAUCUUCUGUUUUGGAGGACCCGAGAUUAAGUUUUGAGUUUGAUCAAAAUUGCAAAGUCCGCGUGCAUGUAUACGCCUGUCACUAUUGUUCUCAGCAAAGGUUUUGCCAGUUCUAUAGAUGCUUGAUGAUGACAUGAUUGAUCUGUGUGGGGCAAAAUUUAAGCCACGAGAGAAACUUGUUUUACGAUCUGCAAAUAUGCGUUACUUUAUAUCUUUGUUUUGAUGCUUGCAAAUUUCUGAGUAUUUUUCCAUGAUUGCAGGCUAGUGUAUUUCGUGAUUUUCAUCCAAUGACGACAUCCUCCGUGGCCAGGUCUUGAAGCACACAGCGAAACCAACUCAUGCACAUCAUAUGAGAAAUAUUUUAAUAUCGUUUCUGAUCCCGACCCACUCAUCGUAUAGACUCGUACUACGCGGAAUGGAGUUCCCAAACCACCUCAUAGAGCCCUACAUAUAUAGAGGGGGUACCUUCGCCAACACUCAGUCGUGGGCAAAACUGUUAAUAAAUGAGGAAUUUUAGUAAAAUACAUUUAACUGACUUCACGAGGUUUACCCGCCACUCUCCCCCACCCAAUGUUGUCAUUAGUUUCCCCCUAUUUUCAACGUAAUUCAACAACGCUGUCUUGGGCGAAGGGGGGAUAUUUUUGGUAAGAUACAAUUAAACUUUCACACAGUCAAAAUAAAAUUUUGAUAACAAGUUAUAUCCACGUUUAUCAACCAAAAGUUAACCAACGUUUUGUACAUGUCUUCCUUGUAGAAAAAUGCGGAAAACAUAAAACAGCUACUUCGGCAAGCGGAAAUCUUGAGAUUGCUAGAUUCAAAUUCUGAUGGAGGGAAAAAGAACGUUAUUUCAUGGGAUUUCGUUCAGAAGUCAAUUGAAACAUAUGUAGUGAGAGAGAUUGAAUGUUUGCGAGCUCAGAAACCACGAAAUUCACAAACUUCUUCAUCAAUUGUGGCAAAUAACAGAGAAAAGAAGAGACAGGUAGGAAUAUUACACCUGAAUACUCAUGUGUAAUAGCUCGAAGGCUAUAGUGCUGGUAUAGCGGUACAACGUACAAUAAAAGUUGCCGUGGUUGCUGUUUGAAUCAGCUGAGAAAGAUUCAUAUGAUAAAGCAUUUUCAUUGUUACGAGCCAUUUGUCAGAAGGUUACUGGCUAUCAAAGUGCUUACGCAGUCUUCAAAAUUCAUUUUUUCCACUCAGAUAAAAAUUGAAUUUUUCAGGAUUUUGAGCAUCUCACUCGAUAGAACUAAUUGCUGAAGGUUUUGUAGAUGGAAAUUUCGAGUUUGCAUUUUAUACAUUUAUUAAACCUAACCAGGAGCAGUUUCGAAAAAUGAAAAGUUCUGUAUAGGCCCUCUGGAAGGAAUUGAACCUGCGGCCCUGCGAUUCCAGUGCAGCACCCUAACCAAGUUCAGUUUUUGGACCACAAGUUCAUGUAUAAAUACUAAGAUGAUGCCAAUGUAAGGUGUUUGGGUAGAUAUCAGGGUUUUGGGGAACAUCUCACUCGAUAUAAGUAAUUCUAGAUGGAAAUUUCGAGUGGAAUUUUACACAUUUAUUAGACCCAACCAAUAGCAGUCGCGAACUUUUCGCGACUUUCAUUGUCGAGAAAAAAACUACUCGGAAUUUUAGAAAGCGCUUUGCAGAGUUGGAAUCAACAAUGAAAUCAUCGAUAAAAACUCCUUACGAAAGGUCUUUGUUUGAAAAAAUUUAACGUUUUCAAUCUUUUCGGACAAAAUUACAAAAACAUAACAUCUGUAUGAGUUGCUAUGCAGCGGCUAUUUGAUCUUGACCUUCUUCAAUAUUGUGUCUAAUAAAUAAUACAAAUAAUAUCUUCAGUUAAUUGCCGCGUGCCCGGCCCGAGCAGUGGAAAGCAGACACAAAUGACGGGAAUUGGAGGUUAGGUUUAUAUACAGCUAGGGCGGCGUUCAUCAUCAGGUUGUCGGCAAAAUAUUGAAUGUCGGCAAAUUGUUUUCGUAGUCGGCAAAACAUGAGUUUGGAUAAGUACAAAUUAAGAAUGAUAGUUAAAAUGUGGAGAAAUUUAGGAACACAUUAGGGAAAAAUGGAACGAACAACGGUAGUUAAACACAAAUUAAGAUGACAGAUAUGAUGUACGGAAAACUUGUUUUCAUGUUGAGACGCCGCCACCGCUCCCUCCCCCCCUCAUCCAAAGAGGUCUAGCGCCGCCCCUGGGUUUACAGUCCCUCACGCAGUUUUGCAGAAGACAGAGAGAGAAUAUCUAAUGCCGUCUUUGAGUUACUUUGCUACCUGUAUUGUAAGAUAUCAAAUACUGUGCCUCUCGUGACGUCAUGAAGUAAUGCUUGUUGAAUAAAGUCUGUGAUCGGUUUAAUUUGGUAAUGCCCAAUAUGACUCUUUUUUAAAAGUCUAAGAAUUUGAACUAAAUCUCAGAAUCGAGAAGAGUAUGUCUAAAAACGUUUAGUAAUUCUGGUGUUUGUUUGAAACGUUUAAAACGAUAUUCUGAAAUCUAAAACGAGUGGAGGGUUAAGUGUUUCUAGAUCAGUGGUAUAGAGGCUAGAUAAAAUUUACACGGCAUAAACUAUGACAUCCAUAUAUGUUUUUAGGAAUUUAAGACUAUUUUAAUUUGAAACUAAUUUCUCUUAAAGCAUUUGUGAAUUUCGUACAAACGGUUGAUAUUAAUGUUGUCUAGGAAGUGAUGUCACUGUUCAAGUUUGUCAUCAAAACAGCAGAUGAACGUAAGUAUAAUGGCGGUUCUUUUUCCAACGUCAUUUAGUUUUUUACCAGUCAAAAACUAAGUGUUCCUCUACAACGUUGAACAUUCAAUCCUAUGGUACGUACUUCUGUCAUAAUUUUAAAAUUUAAUGUUUUAUAAUAUGCUGCGAACUCUGUUUGUAUAGUUAGAAUUAUACACUUACCUAAAAACAAAUUGGAAACAUUUUGUCAGCCGAAACAGGAACGAUCAUAAUCUAGGUGCUGUAAUGCACUGGAAAAAAAAGUGAAAUCCAUACUAGAUACGAAAUUUGCAAUUGCACCAUUAAAUGCAUAGUAUAUCCAUACUACUUCCAUACUACAUCCAUACCAUGGAAAUAUACAAUUAUUAUGGAUAAUCAAAAUCCAUUCUAUUUCCAAUAAAGGUCCAUACAAUUUCCAUGCUAUGACCUUCUAUGGAUUUUCAAAAUCUUUUCCAGUGAUGUUUUUAUCAUUAACAAUUUUAAAAUUGUGAUAUGUAGUUUGUAAUUGUAUUUUAUCCCAUCUUGUAUUUUCCCAUCAGUUUAUUCGAAUCCUUUAUAAACUAAUCGCGCGAUCGUACAUGAAUUGCAGGUGAUCGAUGUCGACUGAAUGGUAAAGAUCUUGUUCACCAUGUAAUCACCACCCUUAAAAGCCAGAAUAAAGCAUUUGUUACAGAUUAUCAAAACAUUCUUUUGAAGUACGUCCUUACCUCCCGGAUAUAUUGUUGUGAACUCACAUCACAGAUGUGGCGAGGUGAGUCACGCACAGUAUAGACCCAUUGCACUGACGUCACAUAUCCUUAGAGUGUCCUCCAGAUGCUCCCUAACAAUAUCUGUUCGAGUACAACAACCACAUACAUACAGCGCAAAAAUUAACCAUUUUAGUACAAAAUUAUUAUAAAGUUUCACAAAAUUUGCUUUGUUUACAAAAGUUAUAUUAUGCAUAGAUUGCUAAUUUGUCCUCCAGAUGCAUCGUCACCGGCACUGUGACGUCAUGUGCAAUGGGUCUAUAUAGACCAUUUAGGUGAUCUCAAGUCAGCAGAAUUAACCUGCAUGUAGUUAAUUUUACCGCAGUCCUGGUUAACGUGAUCAUAAUCCUGGCUAUAAUUUAACCAAGAUUUCUGGUUAAUAAUCCACCUAACAUAAUCUGGUUGAUUCAACCAUAUAGCCUGGUUAAAUGAGCCAGGAAUCUUGGUUAAAUUAGCCAGCACUAUGAUCAAACCAGGAUUGUAGUUAAUAGCUGUGGUGUUGGAUUUCGUUCUUCUUGCCUUGCCUUCUUCUUGCCUAGAACAAUAGUAAGUUUUUUAAAGUUGUGAAUUAGCCUUUCUCACGAUGACGAAUAUCCACCAUUUUUGCGUGGCAUCUAAUUCUCGUUAACCAAUGCAGACAACUAAAACAAUGUGAAGAGCAAUUUUUCAAAAUAAACUAACCAUUUACAAAGCAAAUUUACCAUCAUUUGUCAGAAAAAAUAUAAAAAGUCGCUGUUAUGUGGACUUAUUUCGCAGACUUCGGCUGAAAUGCCACCCAAAAAUGGCGGCGUGAGAAAGGCUAAUUGGUCAGCAACCAUGUAAACAACGUUGGCCAAAUUUGUUUAUAUACUGAUCACUUCUUUUUAGAACUUAUCAACAUUACUUGUGGAAUUCUAAACUCUCCCACUGGUGAACGUUCAUUAUCAGCCAAGACUUUCUUCCACAUCAUCACAGCCGCUGUCACUCAAGUCGAUUUAAAGUCCACUCCACUUUUUAAGUUUUUUACAAAUAUUUUUUCUGAUAUCAG
Molecule: messenger RNA, 4511 nt
Organism: Paramuricea clavata
Lineage: Eukaryota; Metazoa; Cnidaria; Anthozoa; Malacalcyonacea; Plexauridae
Source: the annotation of a GenBank genome assembly